This is a messenger RNA of Gamsiella multidivaricata, 2869 nucleotides long. RefSeq lists its product as uncharacterized. The record is from RefSeq and is a predicted model, not a curated record. Lineage: Eukaryota; Fungi; Mortierellomycota; Mortierellomycetes; Mortierellales; Mortierellaceae. The transcript has 4 exons. The annotation marks the transcript as partial.
GUCGCACAAUGUUUUGCGCAUAACGGCAUGACCACAGUCCUCUCCCUAAAAAAACAACACAAAAAAAACACAGCUCUUCUCUUCCGUUCCUUUUCACUGUCUCCUUCUCCCAGUCAGUUGCGGUUGCGUCGGCUCCUGUCCUGCUUGAACGACCUAGGCCAUUUCAUCCAACAUCAGACACGUUAAGCCUGUACAAUGGAUCACGGCGACUAUAUCACUGAUAUCGAGAGCAUCCGAGCUCGCGACGAUGUUCUCGCUUCCGCCUUGGCAUCGCAACUUGAUUCUACCUUGGAGAUAUCCUCUCUUUUAGGAUCCAGCACAUACCAGAAGGACUUGCAGCUGAUUCGAGUCCGCGCAUCUCACGACUCAAAACUUGGACCUGACGCUGUUGCCAUCCCGACAUACUUUGACGCUUCAAUUGGGCAACGCAUCGUCCUGAUGGAGGAUAUCGAGCAGGUAUUCAAGGAUGCUGUGUACAUAACCAGUAAUGAAGGAACAGUACCGCUCUUGGAGGACAAAGAUGGGCAUGUGCUAAUGCCAAAGAGAAUCUUACAUAAGCCGGGCGUAGUCUUGGAGGUGGUUAUGGAGAGCGCUCCUGUGGGAACUUCCUCGCCAUCAGUGACGUCCGUCAACAGCUAUGAUUUCCUCGACAAAUUCCUCGGCAACCACUCCAUAGACCAGGAUUCGAAUGUACAUCAGUCUGUUUCGGAUUGCUAUCGGCUCUACGGCUCCCAACUGGAAGCUAUUAUGUCUGGUCAAGCAAGGCAGGCAGCAAACAUCAGAGAUAAUCUCACUGAGAUCUUUGCAAGUUGGGACUCGGAAGCUUUAAAGCAGGAGAAUCUGCUGGGACAGAUGCAGCGCUUGCGACAGGCGAUCCAGGAAAGCCAACGCUUAGACGGCACCCAAAUACAUCCAGAAAUAUUAUCGGAGAUGCAGCAACAGGUACUCCAAGCACAGCAGGAAUCCAUCGAUCGCCUUGUUAUCAUGAGGAGCCACAUUUUAUCAGUACUGAAUCGGACAUUCGAAAUGCACGAGUACCCAUUGUUUAUUGUUCUGCCCAUGGUAGGAUCACAGGAGGACGGGCAAAGAAGGCAGUUCCGUCUACAUUUCUUGUGCGAAUACACAGCUAGUGCCGAAUCCUCGAGUAUCGGCCUAUCGCAUGAGCUGCAUCUGGCCAAGCACCAAGGAUACAAUCUCAGGCAGCUGGACCAGUUCUUGAAAACGUAUGGGACAUAUGUCUUAUCGACUCUUGGCGUGAUGAAAAGCCAGUCCCGACGCCUUGGCAAGUCUGCACCAUCGCCAGGACAAACUGAAUUGACAGGAGGACUUAACGAGCCGCACGCUGGGCAGGAUCCGAUAACAAGCUACAUCGACACCUUGGUGGAUGAGGCGAUUAAUUUUAUCGAGGAGUACCAAGAAGAAACCAGUAGAAAAUUCGACAACGCAUCCGGAGACGAGACUGAAGCGGAGACAUUCGAUUUUUCUCAUAGCGCAGACAUGAGACAGCUGGAGCGACAACUAUACAUUCCCAGCAGUGAUCGCGCGCUCGGGGACCUGUAUCGAACCUUCGACAACGAUGGAUAUUCGAAAUGGGUUUGCAAGGAUCAUUAUUAUGAAAACAUCAUGACGCCAACUCCGAUCGAGUCGCAUUUCUCUUUGACGAGCAAUACAUCUACGUUCUCCAGCGGUCGAACCUCAGUCCUGGAGAUGCGCGAUCUUGUACCUGACACGACGGUAUUGCAGGCCAGCGGACAACCUCCAAACCAGCUGCAACAACAGCCGGCGCAGAUAUACCCGACAUUGACUGACGGACAAACGUCCAUGAAAGGGGCGGACGCGAUGACUUCCAUGGCUCCAGCAGGAGCACUAUCAAUACCAAGGCGACAUUCUGGUGCAGAAUCAGCUGAUACUCUGUUGCAUACAACCAAAAAGAGAGUCGAUAACAGCUGGCGGCAAUGGGUAGACACGCCACUGGCAAAAAAUCAAGGCCUCGCUGUAUUAGACCUCUCUAAUACCCCUGUCAAUCACGCCACGAUCGCUGUUUUGAACUCAUUUGUGUCCACCCAUGGAGAGCUAAUGACACUCGCUUUGACACGCUGCCAGCUUGACUGGACUAGCGUUGUGCCGUUAUUCAAGACUCUCUGCGCGGUGAACAAGAACACCAAGUUUACGCUUGAUGUCAGUCAAAACCCGCUCUUUGACUCGGAAGCAUCGCUUUUGGGUUGGAUUCAAGUUCUCGCUGAGGAUGGAAGGAGGGUUGAUGGGACACCGUUCAGUAUCAAGAUGCAAGACCUUAUCAUCCGGGACGCUGCCUUGCGGCGGGUACUCGAGCCAUUGGAGGAAGCCACUUGUUUGAAUGAGUUCAACAUUAAAGGCAUGCUGAUUAAGCGCGAGAGCCAGGCAGCAGAACUGGAGGGUCUAACCUACGGGGAAGCAAACGCCAGGAUCAGGCCUGAGGAUGCAUCUGACGAAACUUGUCUCGGCCUCGGACGCGUGCUGUCCAGGAACAAGACUCUGGUCACGAUGAAUAUCUCCGGUACAGAAAUCAAGCAGCAAGUUCAGGAACAGACAGACAGCAGCACAGCGCCUGCCAAUGCACUCAAGAACGUUGUGGCAAUCGGUCGUUCGACCGGUGGAUUCGGACGACAGGUGUCGCUGGCCUUCUUAGCACUCGCGGAGAAUGACACGCUUCGGGCGUUGUCCGUGGACCAUAACCGGUUUGGAGAAGAUGGCAUGGUGCUGUUGGCGGAGGCACUGAAGUCGAACACUGGUAUCGGUUCUUUGUCAUGCGACGGUAACGAUGCCUACACCCACAAGGCAUUGAAGGCAAUCGAGAAGAUUCUGCCUCCGUUCGAGCUCACUCCCACCU